GCAUGCGCUGAGUGGGACUGGUUGGAUUAAAAACCAUGGCGUGGGUACCGGCGGAGUUUGCAGUAGAAGAGUUGAUGCCCAGGCUGUUGCCAGUGGAGCCCUGCGACUUGACAGAAAGUUUUGAUCCCUCCGUACCCCCGAGGACGCCUCAGGAAUACCUGAGGCGGGUCCAGAUCGAAGCAGCUCGAUGUCCAGAUGUUGUGGUAGCUCAGAUUGAUCCAAAGAAGUUGAAAAGGAAGCAAAGUGUGAAUGUUUCUCUUUCAGGAUGCCAGCCUGCUCCAGAAGGAUAUUCUCCCACACUUCAGUGGCAGCAACAACAAGUGGCACAGUUUUCAUCUGUUCGACAAAGUGUGAUCAGACACAGGAGUCACUGGAAAUCACAACAGUUAGACAGUAAUGUGACCAUGCCAAAAUCUGAAGAUGAAGAAGGCUGGAAAAAAUUUUGUCUGGGUGAAAGGUUAUGUGCUGAAGGGGCUGUUGGACCAGCUACCAGUGAAGGUCCUGGAAUCGAUUAUGUGCAAAUUGGUUUUCCUCCCUUGCUUAGUAUUGUUAGCAGAAUGAAUCAGGCAACAGUAACUAGCGUAUUGGAAUAUCUGAGUAAUUGGUUUGGAGAAAGAGACUUCACUCCAGAACUGGGAAGGUGGCUUUAUGCAUUAUUGGCUUGUCUUGAAAAACCUUUAUUACCUGAGGCUCAUUCACUGAUUCGGCAGCUUGCAAGAAGGUGCUCUGAAGUAAGGCUCUUAGUGGACAGUAAAGAUGAUGAGCGGGUUCCUGCUUUGAAUUUAUUAAUCUGUCUGGUUAGCAGAGAUCCUGAAGAGAUUGAAAAGGAAGAGCAGGCAGCUGCUGAAAAGGCUGUGACCAAGGAAGACUUUCAGGGUGAAUGGACUGCUGCAGCUCCCGAGUUCACUGCAUUUCAUCCUGAAGUCACAGACUGGUCACAGUCCGUUCCCUACUAAAUGAAAACUGGAAUGCUCAGCCUGCCACUGAAGACUAGCCUGCAGCUCCCACUGCUUAGGCCACUGAAUGCAUAGAAACAGCCACGGAGCAGUCUUAAGCUGCUCUUCCACCAAGGCAAACAAAGUAGAAAUAAGGUUGAUGGAAAAUAAGUAGGUGCU
This is a messenger RNA of Lontra canadensis (Northern American river otter), 1115 nucleotides long. It is a transcript of the gene GEMIN2, whose product is annotated as gem nuclear organelle associated protein 2. The coding region runs from base 36 to 956 and encodes 306 amino acids. Gene Ontology annotation, biological process: spliceosomal snRNP assembly; spliceosomal complex assembly. The record is from RefSeq and is a predicted model, not a curated record. Gene Ontology annotation, cellular component: nucleus; spliceosomal complex; SMN complex. The transcript is spliced from 10 exons. NCBI's taxonomy places the organism in Eukaryota, Metazoa, Chordata, Mammalia, Carnivora, Mustelidae.